Molecule: messenger RNA, 1227 nt
Organism: Symbiodinium sp. CCMP2456
Lineage: Eukaryota; Dinophyceae; Suessiales; Symbiodiniaceae
Source: the annotation of a GenBank genome assembly
AUGGCCGAGCCUGCUCAGAAGAAAGCCCGAACCACCCGCACCUUCUUGUUCUCUUCGGAGUCUGUGAACGAGGGCCACCCAGACAAGAUCUGCGAUCAGGUCUCCGAUGCAGUCCUGGAUGCCUGCCUGAAGGUGGAUCCCAAGAGCAAGGUGGCCUGCGAGACCGCCACCAAGGACAACAUGGUGAUGGUCGCCGGGGAGAUCACUACCGGUGCAGCCUUGGACUACGACAAGGUUGUGCGAGGCGUCGUGGAGCAGAUUGGCUUCGACAGCUUCGUCGAUGACCUGUCCAGCGUGGACAGCAAGGGCUUGAGCUACAAGACCUGCGAGGUCUUGGUUCGCAUCAACAAGCAGAGCCCCGACAUCGCCGGGGGUGUGCACGUGGGCAAGGACGACAUGGAUGUCGGCGCCGGCGAUCAGGGUAUCAUGUUCGGCUAUGCCAGCGAUGAGACCUCGGACUGCAUGCCCUUGACCCAUUCCAUGGCUACGCGCCUGGGCAAGACGCUGACAGAGGUCCGCAAGAGUGGAGAGUGCUGGUGGCUCCGCCCGGACGGCAAGACCCAGGUGACCAUCGAGUACUUGCAGCAUCCGGAUGGCUCCGUUGAGCCCAAGAAGAUCCACACCGUGGUCAUCUCGACUCAGCAUGCGGAGCCCUCCAAGGCCAAGCGCACACAGGAGUGCGCUGGCUACAAGGGUGCUGAGAUGACCGCGCCAACGAUGGAGCAGAUGAACAAGGAGAUCGAGGAGAAGGUCAUCAAGCGCACCCUUCAGUCCAUCAAGCUGAAGAACGGCCAGCAAGCCAUCAGCCUCUAUGGCGCCCACACGCACCUGCACAUCAACCCUUCGGGCAAGUUCAUCAUCGGUGGCCCCCAGGGCGAUGCGGGACUGACCGGCCGCAAGAUCAUCAUCGACACCUACGGAGGCUGGGGAGCCCAUGGUGGUGGCGCUUUCUCCGGCAAGGAUCCCACCAAGGUGGAUCGCUCUGCGGCCUACAUUUGCCGACAGAUGGCCAAGUCCGUGGUCAACAGCGGGCUGAGCGCUCGCUGCCUUGUUCAGCUGUCCUACGCCAUCGGCGUGGCCAAGCCUCUGUCGCUCUUCGUGGAGACCUACGGCAGCGAGAAGGGCGCACUUUCCGUCGACGACAUCACGAAUCUGCUCAAGAUCGAGUUCGACUGCCGACCUGGUGCCAUCGCUCAGAGCUUGGCGCUCCGGGAGCCCAAGUACCAG